AGUUUACUCCAAGCUCUCAAUAUGAAAACAGCUCGACAAAUUGGUGUUGCCGUGAUUUUGCAAGUGUUUGCUACUCAAGUGAUUCAGAGUAGCAAAGUGUGGCUGCCACGUGUAGAUUUUAUGGACACUGCGAACUGGAUACCAAUGAUGUUGCCUUCUUCGGAACAAACGAUCGUUUUUCCUAGUAGACUAAAUGCCCUUGUUGGCUUACCGGAGGGAAUUUUGACAGUAUCUGGGCUCAUCCUUCCACAGCAAGGUGGAUUGCUCUUCCCUGGCCAUUCGUUUUCGCUUAACGUUGUGUCCCAAGAACCGUCAUCGAUAUCUGUGGCGAUCUUCAAAGCCCCCGGCCGUACGCCAUACUAUUCUGGUGCCAACUGGGCAUCUUAUGACGAGCAACGAUCUUCACGCCAAGCACCGAACGCAGCAGUGCCACAUUCUGAGCGUGUACCGUGUCAAUAUGAAACAGUUAUUUUUGAGACGGGAAAUAGCUUGCCCAAACCAAUUGAUCUGCAGUACCACGAAUCAAUCGAAGUCAGUAACGUGCGUCUUGGGGAAACGAUCGAAGGAUUGGAAAAUUUCCGAAAUUUCAUAUUGUCCGAGCUGGGGCAAUAUUUAUUCUACAAUGCUGAAGACACACUCAUUCGACAAGGUAAAUGUAUCAGUGCUGAAAAGUGUCCUUGCCAGGAACCUCGUCAAAUGGAUGCAAUUUGCUCGAACGAGCGUUGCACUGCACCGCACUGCCUUUCGCCGAUACAGCCACCAGGACACUGUUGCCCCAUUUGUGGUAGUUUAUUUCGUAUGAACAUGGCUUCGUUCCAAGGGGUGUUUAACCUGCAAUCGUUCACGGACAAACUUCAUCGUAAGUUUGAUUCCGCGGAUGUUAAUGAAGCGGAUGUGGUGUAUCACAUUGGCAUUGAUCGGCUGCAGGGAGCGAACGUAUUGCAGCUAAUUAUCAUCGAUAAGGGCGAGUAUGGCGAAAAGAGUAUCCGGAUGAUGAACAGUCUGCGACCGUUUUUCGAGAAACAAUUUGCAUCCGGUUUUUAUAUAACGCAUGCCGGUCAACCGUAUACACCGCUGGAGGGAGAUCAAGUGUUGGCAUUUGUGCUGUUGACCUUAAUCAUCAACUCCGCUUUUUUCACAGUCCUUUACGUAUACUACUACGACAAUACUUUUCUACCACGGCUUAGAGCAGCGGUUCGCAAUCGUCAGUUCUUCACAACGCCUUUUGUAUUUGCACGUUUUCAACCCAAUAGUGAUGCAGACCGUCUUUCGGUGGACGUUAAUUUUCCCAUCGAAAGGCAGCUGCCAGCCGAAGAAUGUGAUCAAACAGUAUCUUUGGAAAGUGUGGACAAUCAUCUUGUCUCUUCGUUUAACAAUCCUAUGUAUGAAAAGUCGCCACAAACGUCGAAACCCGCUCCGGAGUUAUUCAACGAUGUGGAGCUACAUGCCAAAUAG
Messenger RNA from Anopheles maculipalpis, 1455 nucleotides. It is a transcript of the gene Amnionless, whose product is annotated as protein amnionless. Bases 22 to 1455 code for a protein of 477 amino acids. NCBI's taxonomy places the organism in Eukaryota, Metazoa, Arthropoda, Insecta, Diptera, Culicidae. The record is from RefSeq and is a predicted model, not a curated record. The transcript is spliced from 2 exons. Gene Ontology annotation, cellular component: endocytic vesicle; apical plasma membrane. Gene Ontology annotation, biological process: intracellular protein localization; receptor-mediated endocytosis.